AUGUGGGAGCCGCAGUCGGAGCCGCGGUCGCCGGCUCGAUCCCACGACAACAUCUCGGCACAUCAACGGUUGUUCAUCACCAUCGAUGGCUAUUCAUCGACAUCCUCGUCUGCACGUCCUACACGAUACAAGGCGGUCACCGAUUACUUCGUGCAAGGCCGCAGCUUCAAAGACGAGUGCUGGCUGGUGGAUCUCGCUGUCCCACCCAACGGCAUCAAGCGCGCCACCCUGUAUGUGCUGCUGACCCGCUUCAAGACGCUGGACCACGUCCGUCUGCUCCGGCCGCUCUACACUACACCGCAUGAGCGCAAGAGGAUAAUCAAGCAGUUCCUCAGUGCGACUAACCUUGAGCCGGACCUGGCCGCCAACCUGCGCCUGCUGAAGCAGGCAGCGCGCGAGACGGAGCAGCGCUAUACAGCCGAUUUCCAGCAUGCGCGACAGCUGGAAGCGCGCUGGACCGGCCCGACAUACGCUCGCAGCCGGAUGGAUUCGCCGGACCCCAAGCGACAACGCCUAGAGCCUACAUCGUCCUACAAUCUGCGAUGUCGCACCCUGGUGACCAGCAGUAGUAUCGACCCACCGGACGCCAAGCGUCAGAGGCUGGACACGGCUGCGUCCCAGAGCAGCACGUCGACGGUCGGCCCUCCCGCCGUCGCCAUGGAUUCAAGGAGCGUCACGUUUCAUGUGACGUUUACGGCCGGCCCCACAGAAACGAAUGAGGACCGCCUCUUUGCCGGCGCCCAGAGCCGCUACGGCAGCUUCAUCGCUGGCGUGAAUACCGCCGGCCAGGGGAUAGUAAUUAUGCAGAUUGACGAUGUCAUCCUCGGCAGGCUGGAGAGCAGCCACGCGUUCGGCCACCGCGUGACGUUCGCCAACGUGGAUGCAGCUUCCCUGCCGCCUUUCAUAACUUCUCGUUUCGCUGGGCUGACGGUGGGGCAGUUUAAAGUCUCGUCAGCGACCCGGAUUUCCGUGGAGCCCUCCUCCGCUGUCCCAAUGCUCUACAGCGCCAGGCUUCGGUUCCCCGUUUACGAUGUCGGCAGCGACAGGGCCCGCCCCGAAGACAAGCACGCGUCGGAUGGCAGCGCCCUCCUGCUCAUCCCACACGGCGGGAUGUUCCGGGGCGGGCCGUUCCGCAAGUUUAAGGCGUGGGUCGCGUGCGGCAACGGUGACAGUCCCGACGCCGGACGCGUGGAGCUCGCCAUCAGGGAAUCCGCUCCCGACGACUUCGUCGCUCAGCUACAAGCAGCGGCCGAUAGCAGCACGCCCCUUUACGUCCGCAGUUAUCCGGUGUGCACCGACAGCAUUGCCGUCAUGCAACAGUUGCCGAACUACGACGAGUUCUUCGGCAGCGCCAGCUUCGCAGACAAUAAUGAUCGUAUGGCGUACGCUGCUUACGACUCGUUCACCGUCACCGCUUCCCUGCCGCCUUUCAUAACUUCUCGUUUCGCUGGGGUGACGGUGGGGCAGUUUAAAGUCUCCUCAGCGACGCGGAUUUCCGUGGAGCCCUCCUCCGCUGUCCCAAUGCUCUACAGCGCCAGGCUUCGGUUCCCCGUUUACGAUGUCGGCAGCGACAGGGCCCGCCCCGAAGACAAGCACGCGUCGGAUGGCAGCGCCCUCCUGCUCAUCCCACACGGCGGGAUGUUCCGGGGCGGGCCGUUCCGCAAGUUUAAGGCGUGGGUCGCGUGCGGCAACGGUGACAGUCCCGACGCCGGACGCGUGGAGCUCGCCAUCAGGGAAUCCGCUCCCGACGACUUCGUCGCUCAGCUACAAGCAGCGGCCGAUAGCAGCACGCCCCUUUACGUGUAUGGUGCCAAGAUCAGCCCCUCCAAUAGCAAAGCUUAUAUGAAUAGCGUCUUCCUCAGCGGCUCGCUUGUAGCAGCAGCGAGUGCCCCCGGCAAGCGCCCUCCCAAACGAGUGCACACCUUCCAGGCGGCUGUUCAGCGGACUACCGCGGCCACCGUGCCCGCCGACACGACUGAUAUGGUAUUGGCUUGGGAGCAGCGUAGCCGCAGUGCCCUUGUUUUACCGUCGGAUGGUCCACACGCCUCGGCCACCCUGUCACCCAACCCCACUUCUGUCACUGUAGUCGGCUCACUACCGGUCCUCCCGCUCGUCCUCACAAUCGGCAGCCGCAGUUAUCCGGUGUGCACCGACAGCAUCGCCGUCAUGCAACAGUUGCCGAACUACGACGAGUUCUUCGGCAGCACCAGCUUCGCAGACGAUAAUGAUCGUAUGGCGUACGCUGCUUACGACUCGUUCACCAUCACCGGUACCAUCACCACCAAGACAGAAGGUCGAACAACAUUCAUCACGGCUCUGCAGGAAUGA
Volvox carteri f. nagariensis is the source of this 2328-nucleotide messenger RNA. RefSeq lists its product as uncharacterized. The record is from RefSeq and is a predicted model, not a curated record. Bases 1 to 2328 code for a protein of 775 amino acids. The transcript is spliced from 7 exons. NCBI's taxonomy places the organism in Eukaryota, Viridiplantae, Chlorophyta, Chlorophyceae, Chlamydomonadales, Volvocaceae.